AUUUCACCGUUUUCUUGAUGUGAACAGUCACAAAGUAGAGAGGACGAUAGAAGGAAUACAUGAAAAAUUGAUAGUUCAUUCUGACCUUGGAAAAGCUGCAAGCUGGAAAAGACUAACAGAAAAAUUUCUGAACUCACCACUCCCAAGUGUUGAAGAAACAAAGACAGAUGCACACUAUUCCAUACUGUCUCUUCUGUUGUGUCUGUCUGAUUCUCCAUCCAACACCACCUAUGUGGAAAAACCAAGAGUCAAAGAAGUGGAAAAGGAAGAAGAAUUUGAUUGGGGAAAGUAUUUGAUGGAAGGAGAAGAAAUUUACUUUGGCCCUGGCAUAGAUACACCAGAUUGGUCUGGAGAAAGUGAAGAGGAGGAAGACACUCAGCCUUUGAGCAGGGAGGACUCUGGUAUUCAAGUAGAUAGGACACCUUUAGAAGACCAAGAUCCAAAUAAGAAAACAGUACCUAAUGUUUCCUGGAAAGUCGGUGAACCUGAUGCCCGCAGCUGGCUGGAGCAGCAUGUGGUUCCUCAGUACUGGACAGGAAGAGCACCUCGCUUUUCACAUAGUUUGCACUUGCAUUCCAACCUAGCUGCAGUCUGGGACCACCACUUGUACACCAGUGAUCCAUUAUAUGUGCCAGAAGAGAGAACGCUGGUUACUGAAACUCAGGUUAUACGGGAAACUCUUUGGCUACUUUCAGGAGUGAAAAAGCUUUUUAUAUUUCAACUGAAUGACGGAAAAGUGGCCGUGCGGAAUGAUAUUAUUGUAACUCAUUUAACCCAUAAUUGUCUGAGAUCUGUAUUGGAGCAGAUAGCAGCAUAUGGUCAAGUUGUCUUUAGACUACAGAAAUUUAUUGAUGAAGUGAUGGGUCACAGCCCGGAAAACAUAAUGCAUGGAACAGUUUCCACUCCAAAGAAAACUACUGAAGCCCCGUUCAGAACCUAUCAAGCUUUUAUGUGGGCAUUGUAUAAAUAUUUCAUUAGCUUUAAAGAAGAACUUACUGAAAUUGAAAAAUGCAUAAUCAACAAAGAUAAGACAGUCACACUUUCAAUAGUAAUAGAUAAGUUGUCUCCUCGACUGGCACAGCUGAAGGUACUUCACAAAGUUUUCAGCACAGGAGUAGCAGAAGUGCCACCUGACACUAGAAAUGUUGUCCGAGCAUCUCAUCUGCUUAAUACUCUCUACAAGGCUAUUCUUGAAUAUGACAGUGUUGGAGAAGCAUCUGAGCAAACGGUAUCCCUUCUGUUUUCUCUCUGGGUUGAAACUGUGAGGCCAUACUUACAGACAGUGGAUGAGUGGAUAGUCCAUGGUAACUUGUUUGAUCCUGCAAAGGAAUUUAUCAUUCAGAGAAACAAAAAUGUUCCAGUUAAUCACAGAGAUUUCUGGUAUGCUACCUACACCUUAUAUAGUGUGUCAGAGAAGACAGAGAAUGAAGAGAAGAUGAGUGAUAAUGCCAGUGCCAGUUCUGGCAGUGAUCAAGCCCCUUCAAGCAGGCAGCACACUAUGGUCUCUUUUCUGAAACCUGUGCUAAAGCAAAUCAUCAUGGCUGGAAAAUCCAUGCAGCUGUUGAAGAAUCUUCAAUGCAAAGACGGCUCUCCGCAGCAGGCUGCAUCAAGAGAUGCUGAACGAAAGAGUUUGUAUACACUGUUCUUGGAAUCUGUGCAGUCUCGCCUGCGGCAUGGGGAAGAGUCUGUUCCAGAUAUUAUUACAGAACAGCAGGCCACAAAGCAGAGCCUGAUAAAGAUGCAGUCUAUAGCAGAAAGACACUUGGAACUGGAUGAUGUCCAUGACCCACUGCUGGCUAUUAAUUUUGCCAGAUUAUAUCUGGAACAGAGUGACUUUCACGAGAAGUUUACUGGUGGGGAUGUUUGUGUGGAUAGAUCGUCAGAAUCUGUGACCUGCCAGACUUUUGAACUGACAUUGAGGUCUUGUCUUUAUCCACACAUAGACAAGCAAUACUUGGAAUGCUGUGGUAAUCUAAUGCAAACUUUGAAGAAGGAUUAUAGGCUUGUAGAAUAUUUGCAGGCAAUGAGAAACUUUUUCUUACUCGAGGCUGGAGAUACAAUGUAUGACUUCUAUACAUCUAUUUUUGACAAAAUUAGAGAAAAGGAAACUUGGCAGAAUGUUGCUUUCUUAAAUGUUCAACUCCAAGAAGCAGUUGGGCAACGCUAUCCAGAGGACAGUUCAAGGUUGUCUAUAUUAUUUGAAAGUAUUGAUACAGCAAAGAAGAAACUGCCUGUCCACACCUUAGAUGGUUUGACAUUGAGUUACAAGGUUCCUUGGCCUGUGGAUAUAGUUAUAAGCUUAGAGUGCCAGAAAAUUUACAAUCAAGUUUUUCUGCUCUUACUGCAAAUAAAGUGGGCCAAGUAUAGUCUAGAUGUUUUACGAUUUGAUGAACUAGUCUGUGCUGCAGAAAACCCACAGGUUAAGGAAGGAACCUUAUUAGAACAAGGAACGCUUCCUCUAUUUGGACCUCAAACAGAAAGUGUAAAACAACAAAUACAUCGCAUGUUCCUCUUAAGAGUGAAACUUAUGCAUUUUGUUAACAGCCUGCACAACUACAUCAUGACUAGGAUUCUACACAGUACAGGGUUGGAGUUUCAGCAUCAGGUAGAAGAAGCCAAAGAUUUAGAUCAAUUGAUAAAGAUUCAUUACAGAUAUCUAUCUACAAUCCAUGAUCGCUGCUUACUGAGAGAAAAGGUGAGCUUUGUGAAAGAAGCUAUAAUGAAAGUGUUGAAUUUAGUACUGAUGUUUGCAGACCGUUGGCAGGCUGGUUUGGGGGCUUGGAAGAUGGAAUCCAUAGAGAAGAUGGAAUCUGAUUUUAAAAACUGUCACAUGUUUCUUGUAACUGUUCUCAACAAAGCUGUGUGUCGAGGCUCUUUUCCUCACUUGGAAUCUUUAGCUUUGUCACUGAUGGCGGGCAUGGAACAAAGUUAACACCUGAAUCUGUUGAAAUACUGAAGAACUGAAAGCAGCAUAUAUAUUGAAAUUUCAGUGUUAAAAAACUGUAAGCAUUUUACACUCCAGUUUAAAAUGUGUGUAGGUAAAUGACACUGAUGGUUUGGAGCUGUGUAAAAUAUUUUAAAAUGUAAGUAAUGUACAGGUAUUUAAGUGUAUUGGUUGUGGCAGUAUUUUUUUCUGUAUGUAUAUGCUUCAACAUCACAAAACAUGUACAGUGUAAAAUUCAUCCUGUGUAAACAAUCUUACUUGAAAAAUACAUAAAAAGUAUUUC
This is a messenger RNA of Balearica regulorum gibbericeps (East African grey crowned-crane), 3227 nucleotides long. The record is from RefSeq and is a predicted model, not a curated record. NCBI's taxonomy places the organism in Eukaryota, Metazoa, Chordata, Aves, Gruiformes, Gruidae.